Fundulus heteroclitus (mummichog) is the source of this 2935-nucleotide messenger RNA. It is a transcript of the gene cysltr3, whose product is annotated as cysteinyl leukotriene receptor 3. NCBI's taxonomy places the organism in Eukaryota, Metazoa, Chordata, Actinopteri, Cyprinodontiformes, Fundulidae. Gene Ontology annotation, biological process: G protein-coupled receptor signaling pathway. The coding region runs from base 324 to 1400 and encodes 358 amino acids. Gene Ontology annotation, cellular component: plasma membrane. The transcript is spliced from 5 exons. Gene Ontology annotation, molecular function: G protein-coupled receptor activity. The record is from RefSeq and is a predicted model, not a curated record.
AGACGUUGCUGUUAUUUUGGCCCUCGGCGUCACACUUAACAGCCCCAGGAUUAUUUAUGUUCACCUGCUUCCUCAGAGGAGCUGGGAUCAGCAAGUACCUGACAGAAAACCUCAGUGGCUGAGUUCCCAGGAACGUCAGAGUUCAGGGGGACAUGUGACUGCAAAGUGUGAGAGCUGGCUGCAUGCCAGGCAGAGUGAACGCCUGCUUCCACGGAACGGCGCACUGGGACCCAGCCUUCCUCCUGACAGGCUGUAAGAGCAGCUGCAGCUGAGCGGACCACUGCACGGAUGAAAGGGCUGCAGGGAGAUAAAGCUGUGUGAAGAUGUACGGAAACAACAGCACCGAGUGUCCGCAUGAUGAUGACCAAUUCAAAUACAACGCCUACGUCUUCACCUACGCGCUGGUGUUCCCCGUGGCGUUCCUCUGCAACAUCGUAGCCCUGGUAGUCUUCUUCAAGCAGAAAAAGAGCAGAGGCAAGCCCAGCUAUGUGAUCAUGGUCAACCUGGCCUUAUCAGACGGCAGCUUCUCCCUCACUCUCCCUCUGCGCCUGGCUUAUUACAUGAACAAGGGGAAGUGGACCUUUCCUGACUGGGUCUGCAGACUCUGUGUCUUUGGCUUCUAUGUCAAUCUCUACUCCAGCAUCCUGCUCCUCACGCUCUUAAGCCUGAUCCGCUGGUAUUCCAUCAACUAUCCCCUGCGCCAUCGCAAAAUUACCUCUAAAUUAGUCUUGGUAAUCUGUCUGGCAAUCUGGGUGUUUGUGGGAGGGUCCUCUGUGCCUUUCCUCGGCAAUGGCGUGGUUAACAGAGACGGGGUGCCUCGCUGCUUUGAGCCUUCAUCAAAACAGUCCUGGUCCCACAUUCUCAAAAUGAACUACGUGGGUUUGGUGUUUGGAUUUGUGCUGCCGUUCUGCACCAUCAUCUUCUGCUGCAGCAAGAUCAUUCAUUGUCUGCGGUUCCCAAACAUGGUUAAAAGGAAUAAAGCUCAUGCUAAAAGGAUCAAGCGCUCGGUGUCCUUGGUCACCAUGGUUAUAGCCACCUUCCUGCUCUGCUUCCUGCCCUAUCAUUUGAUCCGAACUCUGCACCUACACGCCGUGAAUGGCCGCUGGAACUGUGGAGUCACCAACCAGCUCCAGAGAGCCGUGGCGGUGACCCUGUGCUUGGCGGCAGCGAACUGCGUGGUCAACCCGCUGCUGUACUACUAUUCCACCAAGAAGUUCAAAGAAGACAUGAAUCACACUGGGUUCCGUUUCAGCAGAAGAUUUUCUACACUCAAUACCUCUCUAAGGUCCUACGGGCAGGGCUCUGAGAAACGGAAAUUAGCCCCACAAAAGUCAAAAACACAAAAACAACCUACAUACAAGCCCGAAGCGGCUGAAAAAACUUUGGCUGGGUCUUCUUGACUGAAAAUCUUCUCAAUAUCCAUCCAAAAUUUCAAAGCUUUAUUUUUUUAUUAUUUUUGAACAUAGAAGGAAAAACUGUUGAAGAUACAGGCCAUCUCUGCUAAUGAGGGUCUUUUAAUGGGAUCAGUGAUGGGAACGUACACUCAGAAGAUAUUCCUGUGGUUUUCUUCUGUCAUGUUUUUGGCUAUUGUCCAGUUUAAUGAAAGCUAUUUUAAGUAGCCAUUAAAACUGGGUUCUGAUCGUCCAGGGUCGGAGUUCUAGUUGAAAUCAGAUUCUAUUUCAAAGGUGGAAGGAAAUAGUUCUGUUUUCUUCUGAUGUAGACCCAUAAUGUGUUUUCCUUCCUGGUUUACCUUGCUAUGGCUGUCAGUGGUGGAUCACUGCAUCUUUGUCUCUGUAACCUUUGGCUUCCAUGUGACUCUAUGCUCAUCUCUGAUUGGUUACUUAAAGAUGCUCCUUGGGAUGCAGCUCUCAGUGCUGGUGGCUAAUCAGUGCUUUUUGUCUCAUCCGUCACCACCUUGGCAGCUCAGAUGCAGCCGUUAAUGUCUCUCAAACCUACGGAUAGCAAUGGGGGAGUCAGACAACAAUCCCGACAAGACAGGACAGAACGGCACAGUGUACAUUUAUUCUCUCAUUUAUUUAACUAAUAGUUUUAACCAAGAUUUUGCUGGACGGGAAAGUGGAUAAAGGAACUUGGACUUAAAUAUCCAGCAGUGGCCUGGUGACUGCAGGUAAAGUAGGGUUAGUGAAGUUUAUUGUUGUGUUAAUACAUCUGACCUUCAGUGAGCCCCAGCCCAAUAAGUUAACCCCAGGCCAAUGUUCAAUUACAAACAUGUUUGUAAAGGAUGGGAGAAUCUUCUCCAGUUCAUUCCAAAAAAGUUAAAGAACAAAACAAUUAUAUAUAUAUAGUACUGUUGGGUAGUACUAUAAAGCCUUGAGCUCCACACUAAUCCUGACAUUUUGAAUGAGAAAGCUUUCUGGAUAGGAAGUGAAACGUCUUCAAACUUCAAAAAAAGUCCAGUUGUUUUGGUUUUUUACUUUUUUGGAAUGACCAUGAGCUGGAUGACUGAGAAUCUUCACUAGCAUAUUCUCCAGUUCAUCUUCCAUUCUGGAGCUCACCAGCGCCCUCUUCAGGCUUGUAGCUGAAGAACACACCCCAGACUGAGCAGGAAAUCCCAUGCGACUCGUUUCCAGGGUUUGUCUGCAUAUGGCCUCUAAGAUGGACCUAGUCGCUUGCAGGGAAAUGUCCCCCCUGCUCUGGUUUCCUCCUAGUAAAUGUUUUAGUAUUCUUUUAACAUUUCUUUUCCAAACAUAAAGCCCUCAGAGUGAAGCACUGACACACUUUUGGGUCAGAUCUGAACAGGAGAUUUAUGCUCUGUUAUCAUGUGUAUUUAACUGUUAUCGUUAUAUUUAGAACUUUUCCGACGAAUAGCUGUCGUGUAAACAGGAAACUUAAAUAUGAAGGUCCUUCUCUCUGAUCUUGGUUCUUGCUGCUCAAAGUUUAUGUAUAUUUUUGUAUAAAUCUCCACUUCAGCAAA